Messenger RNA from Amblyraja radiata (thorny skate), 3234 nucleotides. RefSeq names its product COPI coat complex subunit gamma 2 (gene copg2). The record is from RefSeq and is a predicted model, not a curated record. Gene Ontology annotation, molecular function: structural molecule activity. The transcript has 24 exons. Gene Ontology annotation, biological process: intra-Golgi vesicle-mediated transport; intracellular protein transport; protein secretion. Lineage: Eukaryota; Metazoa; Chordata; Chondrichthyes; Rajiformes; Rajidae. Gene Ontology annotation, cellular component: endoplasmic reticulum-Golgi intermediate compartment; endoplasmic reticulum; COPI vesicle coat. The coding region runs from base 57 to 2669 and encodes 870 amino acids.
UGCCGUCUCCCUGGCGACGGGCCUCACAGUCGCUUCGUCUGUUUCUGUGCGAAAUUAUGAAGAAAUUCGACAAGAAAAACGAGGAGACGGGAGGUGGAUGCAAUCCUUACCAGCAACUGGAAAAAAGUGUUGUCCUUCAAGAGGCCCGUAUAUUCAAUGAAACUCCACUGAAUCCAAGAAGAUGUUUACAUAUCCUUACAAAGAUCCUCUAUCUGCUCAACCAGGGAGAACAUUUCGGAACAACAGAAGCCACAGAAGCCUUCUUUGCAAUGACCAAGCUCUUUCAGUGCAACGACCAAACACUUAGAAGAGUGUGUUACUUGACAAUUAAGGAGAUGGCUAACAUUUCAGAAGAUGUGAUAAUAGUCACAAGCAGCUUGACCAAGGAUAUGACGGGGAAAGAUGAUGUAUACCGAGGUCCAGCAGUAAGGGCACUGUGUCGCAUUACAGAUAUUACAAUGUUGCAGGGGAUAGAACGUUAUAUGAAACAAGCUAUUGUGGAUAAAGUGGCCAGUGUAUCCAGCUCUGCCUUAGUUUCCUCUCUGCACCUUGCAUCUACAAGUUACGAUUCUGUGAAGCACUGGGUAAACGAGGUACAAGAAGCUGCUUCCAGUGACAACAUUAUGGUGCAGUACCAUGCCGUAGGUCUAUUGUUUCAUCUCCGAAAGACGGACCGCUUAGCCAUUACAAAAAUGGUAAAUAAAUUCACCAAGUGUUGCCUAAAGUCCCCAUUUGCCCUUUGCAUGCUGAUCCGCAUUACAAGUAAACUCCUUGAGGAGAUCAAUAGUCAGCAGAACAACUCCUUGUUUGAUUUCAUGGACAACUGCUUACGCAACAAACAUGAAAUGGUUGUCUAUGAAGCAGCAUCGGCCAUUGUCCAGCUUCCCAGCGGCACUGCCAGGGGACUAGCACCUGCAGUGUCGGUGCUCCAACUUUUCUGUAGUUCUUCCAAACCAGUUUUGAGAUUUGCUGCUGUUAGAACUCUGAACAAAGUUGCAAUGAGGCACCCAUCUGCCGUGACUGCCUGUAAUCUGGACCUUGAGAGCAUGAUCACGGACUCAAACCGCAGCAUUGCCACACUAGCCAUCACUACGCUAUUGAAAACUGGCAGUGAGAGUAGCGUGGAUCGACACAUGAAACAAAUCUCCACCUUUGUGUCUGAAAUAUCAGAUGAAUUUAAGGUGGUUGUGGUGGAGGCGAUCAGCGUACUUUGCCAGAAAUAUCCUCGCAAACACAGUGUUAUGAUGAAUUUCCUAUCCAACAUGCUGAGGGAAGAGGGUGGGUUUGAGUACAAGCGCGCAAUUGUUGAUUGCAUAAUUAAUGUAAUCGAAGAGAAUCCACAGAGUAAAGAAACCGGCCUAGCCCAUUUGUGUGAGUUUAUCGAGGACUGUGAGCACACAGUGCUUGCCACUCGUAUACUUCACCUGUUAGGCAGUGAAGCACAUAGGACUUCUGUUCCUUCCAAGUACAUUCGCUUUAUAUUCAACAGAAUAGUGUUGGAGAAUGAAGCAGUGAGAGCCGCUGCAGUCACGGCAUUAGCAAAACUUGGAGCCCAAAAUGAGGAGCUGUUUCCAAGCGUUCUAGUUCUUUUACAAAGGUGCAUGAUAGACUGUGAUGAUGAAGUUCGUGAUCGUGCAACAUUCUAUGUGAAUGUAUUACAACAACGGCAGAAAAUUCUCAACGCAAACUAUAUUUCUGGCGGUUUGUCUGUCUCUAUUCCUGGACUGGAACGAGCUUUGCAUCACUAUACCUUGGCACCUUCAGAUAAACCAUUCGACAUGAAGUCUGUACCCCUAGCCAAUGCUGUUUAUGUUGAGCAGAAAACUGAAUUUGCCCUUUUUGCGAAUAAACAGCUCGAGAAGAUUAUGCCAUUGCAUCAAGACAUAUUCCAAGAACAGCUUGCAGCUAUUCCAGAAUUCAAACAUCUUGGCCCACUCUUCAAAUCCUCACCACUCAUACAGCUCACAGAACCGGAGACUGAAUAUGUGGUCCGUUGUAUCAAGCACACAUUCCAAAAUCAUAUGGUUUUUCAGUUUGACUGUACCAAUACCCUGAAUGACCAAUUACUAGAGAAGGUCACCAUAGAGGUGGAGCCUUCGGAUGCAUAUGAUGUGGGCUGUUUUGUCCCGGUGCCAACUCUUCGCUUUAACCAACCUGGCACCUGCUACACACUGGUGAUGCUACCCGAGAAUGAUCCCACAGCAGUCUCCUGUACAUUCAGUUGUACAAUGAAAUUUGUCAUGAAGGAUUAUGGCCCCAGUACAGGACUGCCAGAAGCUGAAGGUUAUGAUGAUGAGUAUGUGUUAGAAGACUUGGAAGUGACUGUUUCUGAUCACAUACUGAAGGUCUUGAAGCCCAAUUUUACAAUUGCUUGGGACAAAGUAGAUGAGUUUCAGAAAGAAGAAACAUUUGCACUGUCUUCUGUGAAGACGUUGGAUGAGGCUGUGAAUAAUAUAAUUCGUAUCCUCGGUAUGCAGCCAUGUGAAAGAUCAGAUAAGGUACUGCCAAAUAAAAACACCCACACUCUCUACCUGGCAGGUGUUUUCAGAGGUGGUUAUGAUGUCCUUGUACGUGCCAGAUUAGUAGUGGCAGAAGGAGUAACAAUGCAAGUGACUGUCCGAAGUGAAAUAGAGAUGGCUGUGGAUGUUAUUCUGAAUUCUGUUGGUUAAGUUCACACUGGUUUAAUCCAUUUCAGUUUAUCCCAUUAGGAAAUGUUGUAUAUUUUACUUACUGGAGACUAAAUUAAAGUGAAUUAAACAUAAUGUUUAAUGUUAAAACUGGGAUUUUGGGAGAGAAUUUUCAGUUUGCACCAAGUUAAAUACUGUCAUGCAGCAUUGUUGGAGCCCAGUCAAUACCAAGAUUCAAAUGGGUGAACUACCCAUGAACAGCAAUGUUGCUGAAAUUUUAUUUUUGGGCUGUUUUGGUUUUUGCAUGUGAUUUGUGUCACGUUUUUAACGUCUGGAGAUCCUAGAGCCAAAUGUACCAUGAUCUUCCCUUAAGAAUUAUUUUUUUUUUAAAUCAGUUCCAUAUUUGUUGCAAUAAAGGCAAGGGAAAAUCCAAAAAGUACAUUUUUUGAUGUCUGAAUUACAAUCAGCAAGGUGUUGCUUUACAUACAGAGUAUGACUGAAUAUUCCUUCAAUCUAUGAUAUUUGCAAAUGUUUACAGUGUGUCAAAUGUUAAGGAAUUAAAAACUAUCCAAUUAGUUUAAAGAAUAAAUGUGAACAUUUACAGAAA